This is a messenger RNA of Coffea eugenioides, 894 nucleotides long. RefSeq lists its product as uncharacterized. NCBI's taxonomy places the organism in Eukaryota, Viridiplantae, Streptophyta, Magnoliopsida, Gentianales, Rubiaceae. The transcript has a single exon. The record is from RefSeq and is a predicted model, not a curated record. The coding region runs from base 1 to 894 and encodes 297 amino acids.
AUGAAAGAUAUGGAUGCUCGAAUGAGCCAAAUGGCAACUGCUAUCAACCGCGUGGAGUCCUACGUUUAUGAGAAAUUGUCAUCGCAAUCCGAGGCAAAUCUCAGAAAUAUAAGUGCCAUGACACUGAGGAGUGGCAAGGAAGUGGAGGGACCUAAAGUGAAAAAUCCAAAGAGCAAAAAUGAGGAGGAGAUAGAAAAAGAGAUUGAAGAGGAAGGGCGCAUUCGCGAAAAUCCUAAGGUAACAUUCACUCCUUCACCUCCUAUUAAAUCUAACUUACCUCCUUUUCCUUGCAAGUUGGAGAAAACAAAGAAGGCAGAGAAGGAAAAAGAGCUUUGGGAUGUAUUCAGGAAAGUGGAGAUCAACAUCCCAUUGUUGGAUGCAAUCAAGCAGAUACCAAAGUAUGCCAAAUUUUUGAAAGAUCUGUGCACCCACAAAAAAAAGGUAAAAGGAGAUGAACGAGUGACAGUGGGAGAAAAUGUAUCAGCAAUACUCCAAAGGAAACUCCCUCUCAAGUGUGAGGACUCAGGUAUGUUCACCAUACCUUGUAAAAUAGGAGAUACCCCGAUUAGGAAAGCGAUGUUGGAUUUUGGGGAGUCAAUUAAUGUUAUGCCUAAGACUAUUUACGCCUUUUUAAAUCUUGGGUCAUUAAAAGGCACAAGUAUUAUUAUUCAACUAGCAGACCGUACCAACGCUUACCCAGAGGGGUUAGUUGAAGAUGUUUUGGUACAGGUCAAUGAGUUAGUUUUUCCUACAGAUUUUUAUGUCCUAAACAUGGGGGAUGAAAUGUCACUAAAUCCGUCACCUAUUUUGUUAGGUAGUCCAUUUUUAAGCACUGUUAGGACAAAAAUAGAUGUAAAUGAUGGUACUUUGUCAAUGGAGUUUGAUGAAAAUUGA